UGAUCUCCAGCCUGAGACAGGAGGUGAAACAGCUGCUGCUAGACAAGGGAGUUUCCCCCAGAGUGACGAUGGCUGAAUACACCCUCAAGGUGACAACCGGUGACAUGAAGCACGCAGGGACCAUAGACCACGUCUACGUCAUCCUGAUUGGAGCAGAGGGCCAGAGUGAACGCACCAACCUGGACAACUUUGGAAUCGACUUCAAAACAGGGAAGACAAGAACAUUUACCAUCAAAACAAGCUCGUCCCUGGGGAAACUUCUCCUCCUCAAAGUGCAGAAAGACCCUCGUCUCGGCCUGAGAGAGGACCAGUGGUUCUGCUCCAAAAUGGUGGCGACGACCCCGGAGGGAGAGGACGUUGAUUUCCCAUGUUACAGGUGGAUCACCAGGGGAGAACAUGUGGAGCUCAGAGGAGGGAAAGCCACAAAGGUUUUUGAGGAUGAGCAUCAUCUGUUGAUUGAGCACCGGAGAGACGAGUUAAAUCUUAGGAAGAGCUUGUACCAAUGGGAGAUCACUGAAGAUAGGCUGCUACACAACAGUCACUUCAAAAAUAUAUCUGAGCUUCCUGGAGAAAUACGCUUCUCCGUGUCCAAAUCAGAACAUAUGUCCUCCACAAACAGAAUGAUUGAUGCUGAGCUAGGACUCAAAGGGCUCUCAGGAUCCAGCAAACAGUGGAAAGACAUGGAGUACAUGAAGAAGAUUUUCUGGUUCAAAAAGACGACAAUGUCCGAGUAUGUUUCCGAGCACUGGAAGGAAGAUGACUUUUUUGGUUUCCAGUUCCUGAACGCAACAAACCCCAACGUGAUCAGGCGCUGCUCCAAACUUCCUCCUAACUUCCCCGUCACCGAGGAGAUGGUGGCGCCUUUUCUGGAAGCUGGAAGCACUUUGAAGGCAGAGCUGGAGAAAGGUCAUAUAUUCCUGGUUGACCAGAAGAUAAUGGAUGGAAUACCAACCAGAGAGAAGGAUGGAAGUUCUCUUCAUACAAGUGCUGGUUUGUGCUUGUUCUACAUGAACUCCGAGAAAAAACUCAUGCCUCUUGCAAUACAGCUUCAGCAGCAACCCUCUGAGCAGAACCCCAUCUUUCUGCCCAGUGACCUGCCGACAGACUGGCUUCUGGCCAAGCUGUUCUUUAAAAGUGCAGAUGUUUUGGAACAUCAGACGGUCCAUCACCUCAUGAACACUCACUAUCUGGCAGAAGUCUUUGCAGUUGCUACUCUCCGCUGUUUCCCUGCAGUCCAUCCUCUUUACAAGCUGCUGAUCCCUCAUUUCCGUUACACUCUGCACAUCAAUAUAUUGGUUCGAACGUCUCUUCUUGGACCUGAUGGCGUUUUGAGUGAGAGUUCCCUUGGAGUGGUGGGGCUGAAGGAGCUGAUGAAGAGGGCCCUGUCCGAACUGACCUACAGCUCUCUCUGUCUGCCUGAGAACAUCACUGCACGAGGACUCGAGUCCAUCCCCAACUUCUACUACAGAGACGAUGCUUUGAAGCUGUGGAACUGCAUCAAAGAUUUUGUGAGGGGCAUGGUGCAGUAUUUCUAUCCCUCAGACAGUGAUGUGAGCAGAGACACUGAGCUGCAGGAAUGGAUCCAUGAGAUAUUCACACACGGCUUCUUAGAAAACAAACUCUCCGGUUUUCCAACAUGCUUUAAUACUGUGAAUGAGGUGGUCAAGUUCCUCACCAUGGUGAUCUUCACGGUGACGGUACAACAUGCGGCUGUUAAUAAUGGACAGUUUGACUAUAACUCCUGGAUCCCUAAUGGUUCUCCUCUGCUGUGCAAACCUCCUCCAACCAUGAAAGGCCAGUCGAGCAUGAACACCGUUCUUGAGGUUCUCCCAAAUGUUGGCGACACGGUCAAGUUUGCAGCACUGAGUUGGACUCUCUCAAACAAGUACUCUGACAAUGUUCGUUUGGGUGAAUACCCUGAAGAGCGUUUUUAUGAGCCUGCCACCAAGCUGAUGAUAAAGGACUUUCAAGCUGAAUUAUCCUACCUGACUGAAGAAAUUAAAGCAAGAAAUUCUCAACUUAAAGUACCCUACACAUAUCUAAACCCUGCUGAAAUAGAAAACAGUGUAACUAUUUAG
This is a messenger RNA of Nematolebias whitei (Rio pearlfish), 2078 nucleotides long. RefSeq names its product hydroperoxide isomerase ALOXE3-like. Bases 69 to 2078 code for a protein of 669 amino acids. Lineage: Eukaryota; Metazoa; Chordata; Actinopteri; Cyprinodontiformes; Rivulidae. Gene Ontology annotation, biological process: linoleic acid metabolic process; lipid oxidation. Gene Ontology annotation, molecular function: iron ion binding; oxidoreductase activity, acting on single donors with incorporation of molecular oxygen, incorporation of two atoms of oxygen; protein binding. The record is from RefSeq and is a predicted model, not a curated record. The transcript has 15 exons.